AUGCAAAUAUCUGACCCAUUUAUGUUGUUGACAGACAAUUUGGUUGAAGGCAUUAAUGAAGAGGAGCUUAUUGAAUACAAAGAAGCCUUCCGGUUGUUUGACAAGGAUGGAAAUGGAUCAAUUUCAUCAAAAGAGUUGGGCGUUGCAAUGCGAUCCUUGGGUCAAAACCCCACAGAACAAGAGCUGCUGGAUAUGGUCAACGAAGUCGACAUUGAUGGGAGCGGAACCAUAGACUUUCCAGAGUUUUGUCAAAUGAUGAAAAGAAUGAACAAGGAGAAUGAUAGCGAGAUGAUCCGAGAAGCUUUCCGCGUUUUCGAUCGCGACGGGAACGGCUUUAUUACGGCAGAGGAAUUUCGCUACUUUAUGACGCAUAUGGGCGAACAAUUCAGCGACCAAGAAGUCGACGAAAUCAUAGCCGAAGUUGAUAUCGAUGGUGACGGGCAGAUUGACUAUGAAGAAUUCGUGAAAAUGAUGACAAUGCCAUAAACCGACGAUAGCGACAACACGGACUUUUUAUCAGCAUCUCAGCUUUGACGACGGGCUUCUCUUUUUGCGCCAACGUCAACUCAUCUUGCGGGUUUUUGCAUACAUUCUUGUUCGUUUACAAGUUGUACUGCUUUUGUUUUUGUGUCAGAUGUACGUAUAAACAUUCGUAAAAUAA
This is a messenger RNA of Cylicocyclus nassatus, 661 nucleotides long. The record is from the annotation of a GenBank genome assembly. NCBI's taxonomy places the organism in Eukaryota, Metazoa, Nematoda, Chromadorea, Rhabditida, Strongylidae.